Messenger RNA from Triticum dicoccoides, 2802 nucleotides. RefSeq lists its product as uncharacterized. The coding region runs from base 1 to 2802 and encodes 933 amino acids. Gene Ontology annotation, molecular function: protein dimerization activity. Lineage: Eukaryota; Viridiplantae; Streptophyta; Magnoliopsida; Poales; Poaceae. The transcript has 7 exons. The record is from RefSeq and is a predicted model, not a curated record.
AUGGACGGUGGUGGCAGCGCCAUGGAGCAUGGCCGCACAACUUCGAUGUCGGGGCAGGUGGGCUCGGGCGUUGAACGGCUCCACGGGAGCAGCAGCAUGCGGCGCAUCCAGUCGGGCUUGGGUAGUGCCCCGGCGCCAGACGCACGCGCUGGUUUCCGGCAAGCUGGACAUGGUGAUGGAAGUGCACCCUAUGUUAGUAGACUGAGCAUCGAUGAAGCCAAAAGGAGGGAAAAUGUCAACCCCGACAAUGAAGAUAACAUUCUGAUGGGGAAUGGUUCAGCUCCAAGAGAGACAGCUUGGAAAGGGCUUGUAAGCAAUGACAUCUAUUAUAUUUGGAACCAUGGCCCGAAGUUUGGUGGGGGGUUUGAUUGUCGGUACUGCCCCCUAAUCACUAGAGGAGGAGGUGCAACCCGCUUUAGGGAGCACCUUGGAGGUAUACCAGGUGAUGUGAGGGAGUGCCCUAAUGUUCCAAGAAAUAUUCGUGCUGCAAUGAGGGAAUCCCAGGAUGACUCAAUGCGGAAGAAGAGGGAAAAGAAAAAUCGUAUAUUUCGUUUGGAAAGGGAUAUCAUGGAAGGGUUGUACCACGGAGAAGGGGUGAUAAAUAUUGAAGAUGAUGAGGAAGAGAUCCAGGCCGCACUUCGGGAGACACUAAGAGACAAGAAUGUCUCUCGCGCAGUUGAGAGGAGGCGUGGGAGUGGCAGUGGUGUUCGUGUGUCUCUUGGGAAACAGAGUAUCACAACAUACUUUGACAAGGAAUUGUCGAGCAACAAAGUAUCAAUGCAGCCAAAGAUCAGCACUGCUUUGAAUGUUGAGUCAAAAGAUGUACUUGGCCAAGCUUGGGCAAAGUUUUUUCAUGCUAAUGACAUUGCUGGUCUGAAAGCAAAUUGUCCCUAUUUUCGUGCGGCUGUCAAGAUAACUCAAAACCUUGGCCCAGCUCCUGUUCCAACUGCCAAGGAGAUUGAUGGGAUAUAUUUGGACAAGAAUUAUGAAGAAGUUGAGCAGUGGCUGAAGAUGUUCAAGCAAGACUGGAGGAACUAUGGUGUAACUGUGAUGUGUGACUCAUGGACAGGGCCUACUGGUAUGAGUCUCAUCAAUUUCAUGGUGUAUUGCAAUGCACGGAUGUUCUUUCAUAAAUCCAUUGAUGCUUCUGGUCAAACUCAGACUGCAGAGUUUAUCUAUAGAGAGAUCAGAAAGGUCGUUGUGGAAGAGAUAGGUUCUGAGAAUGUUGUUCAAAUCAUGACCGAUAAUGGGUCAAAUUACAAGAAAGCAUGUAAAACUCUAGUAGAACAACCAGAGUUUAGUCAUAUUGUUUGGCAGCCAUGUGCUGCCCACACUGUUAACCUCAUGCUUAAGGAUGUUGCUAAGUUUCGUGAGAUGGACGUGAUAGUUAAAAGUGCUAAGCAGAUCUGUAGAUUUUUCUACAAUCACAAUAACCUACAUGAUAGCAUGAAAAAGAACAUUGGUGGUGAACUCAUAAAACCGAAUGCGACCCGGUUUGGAACGGUGUUCAUGUUCUUGGAGAGUUUCCAUUGUAAGAAAGAUGAGUUUAGGAAAUGGAUGGUGUCCGAUGAUUGGAAGGGAAGUACUUGGAACGGUGCUGCUGAUUAUGUGUUUGCUGAAGAGCUGCUAUCUAGUAAUAUGUGGUGGGCAGCUUUAGAGUGGGUUCUUGUUGUGCUAGAGCCACUCUAUAAAGCCCUUAGAUAUGCUGAUACACAAAAGAGAUGCACCCUAUCUGGAUUCAAGAAGAGUAUGAUGACAGCCAUACAAAAGUUGGAAAGUCAUCUUGGUGGUGGAUCACAAAUGUUUCAUAGAGUCAUGAGCAAGGUGUCCAAGAGGAUCGAUGCUAUGCAAGAAGGCACACUAUUGGUUGCAGCUGCUGUCCUUGAUCCUUACACACAUCAUCAGAUCAACAUGAGCAAGAUUAUGGACUAUGCUCUUACACUAACAAAUGCCAUUGAGAAGAUCGCAGACCCUGAGACCGCUGUUUUGGCCAUUGAUGAAGUCAGCACUUACAGGGAAUGUCGUGGGAGGUUUGGCUCAAGGCUGGCACGUUCCUCUGCAGAGAAAAUGUCACCAACUGAGUGGUGGUUCCAAUUUGGAGGGGAAGUUCCUAAUCUGCAGAAGUGUGCCUUGAGGAUUGUAUCACAAUGCGUUUCGUCAAGUGGCUGUGAGAGGAAUUGGAGCGCUUUUGCUUUGGUCCACACCAAGCAAAGAAACCGUCUUCUAUAUGGCAAGCUGCACAAGCUUGUAUCUGUGCGCUACAACUUGAAGAUACGUGCUGAAGAAGAAGAAGACCCGGUGAGAGAGAAUGAUAAGCAGAAGGAAGUUGAUGCAUGUGCAAUGAUGAUGGAUACAACCAUGUUUGAUGCAACAAAUCCUAUGAUGGAAUGGUUGAAUGAGGAUGAGGAGCAUGCAAUCUUGGAUGGAGUUGAUGUUGCUAGUGUCGUAUUUGAGAAAAUACGUUUUCUUAACUCAAGUAGGAAAGUUUCUCGUCUUGCAAGGAAGGACAAUGGCAGGAAAAGAAAGAGGGUAAAGGAAGAAGAGGAUGACUACCAUGAUAGUGAGGAUGAUGAUGAAGAAAAUGAGGAGCUGGACCUGGAAAUUGAUGAUGAUGAUGAUAGCCAUGAUGAUGGUGCAAGUCAAUCUGAUGGAGGAGAUUCGCCAAUGCAAGUUGAAAAGGAUUUAACAAGCCAAGUUGGAAACAAUGUUGAUGUAACAAGUGAUGGUAGUUUGGUGAACCGUAGAUCUGAACGGGUUAGGCAAGCAAAGAAGGUCAAGGAGGUCACCAGCCUUUACAAUUGA